Sugiyamaella lignohabitans is the source of this 1224-nucleotide messenger RNA. RefSeq names its product ketol-acid reductoisomerase (gene ILV5). Bases 1 to 1224 code for a protein of 407 amino acids. Lineage: Eukaryota; Fungi; Ascomycota; Dipodascomycetes; Dipodascales; Trichomonascaceae. Gene Ontology annotation, molecular function: ketol-acid reductoisomerase activity. Gene Ontology annotation, cellular component: mitochondrion. Gene Ontology annotation, biological process: L-valine biosynthetic process. The record is from RefSeq and is a predicted model, not a curated record. The transcript has a single exon.
AUGAGCUCGAAAAUGUUAAGAACCGCAGCCCGUGCUGCUCGUAACGCCAGAAUUGCUACUGCUCCUUCUGAGAAGAGAGCUUUCUCUGCCCUUGCCAAGGCUGCCAUUGCUCGUCCUACCAUUGCUGCUACCACUCGUGUUGCUUCGGGUGUUGCUUCUGUUGAGGCUCGUCGUGGUCUUAAACAAAUCAACUUCGGUGGUACUGAGGAGACUGUUUACGAGAGAGCUGACUGGCCUCGUGAGAAGCUUUUGGACUACUUCAAGAACGACACCUUGGCUCUUAUUGGUUACGGAUCUCAAGGUCACGGUCAAGGUCUUAACCUCCGUGACAAUGGUCUUAACGUCAUUGUUGGUGUCCGUAAGGAUGGUGCUUCUUGGCAACAAGCUAUUGACGACGGUUGGGUCCCUGGUACCAACCUUUUCGACGUCAAUGAGGCCAUUAACAAGGGUACUAUUGUUAUGAACUUGCUCUCUGAUGCCGCUCAAUCUGAGACCUGGCCUCAAAUCAAGCCUCUUCUUACUGAGGGUAAGACUCUUUACUUCUCACACGGUUUCUCUCCUGUUUUCAAGGACUUGACCAAGGUUGACACUCCUAAGAACAUUGACGUUAUUCUUGUCGCUCCUAAGGGUUCUGGCCGUACUGUUCGUACUCUUUUCAAGGAGGGUCGUGGUAUCAACUCUUCUUACGCUGUCUGGCAAGACGUUACUGGCAAGGCCGAGGAGAAGGCUCAAGCCCUUGCUGUCGCCGUUGGUUCUGGUUAUGUUUACAAGACCACUUUCGAGAGAGAGGUCCACUCUGACCUUUACGGUGAGAGAGGUUGUUUGAUGGGUGGUAUCCAUGGUAUGUUCCUUGCUCAAUACGAGGUUCUCCGUGAGCGUGGCCACUCUCCUUCUGAGGCUUUCAACGAGACUGUUGAGGAGGCCACCCAAUCUCUUUACCCCUUGAUUGGUAAGUACGGUAUGGACUACAUGUACGACGCCUGUUCUACUACCGCCAGACGUGGUGCCCUUGACUGGUCCCCCAGAUUCAAGGACGCCCUCAAGCCCGUCUUCAACCAACUCUACGACUCUGUCCUUGAUGGUUCCGAGACCAAGAGAUCGCUCGAAUUCAACUCUCAAAAGGACUACCGUGAGAAGUUCGAGAAGGAGCUCCAAGAGAUCCGCGACCUUGAGAUCUGGCGCGUUGGUAAGGAGGUUCGUAAGCUCCGUCCUGAGAACAACUAA